Molecule: messenger RNA, 942 nt
Organism: Drosophila navojoa
Lineage: Eukaryota; Metazoa; Arthropoda; Insecta; Diptera; Drosophilidae
Source: RefSeq, a predicted model, not a curated record
CAGCGCAUCAGUCGCUCUCGGAGCGUUGUCGUGAACGGUCAAGCAGCGCGGCAAAUCAAAGCCAGCAACGUGUGCCCAAUCGUCGCCGUCUCCAGUGUUGGGAGACUAGCUCAAAACUCGAACACAAAUUGCGAAACAGCAACAACAAAGAAUUCAAAAUACAAAAUACGAAAUUCGGAAAGAAAGAAAAACAAACACCCAAGUCAAAGUAAAUGUCAAUUCCAAAAUUUUGCAAUGCUUCAAAAAGCCGGCAAAUAAUAUAAUAUUCAAAUUAUUUUGUUGUUUCUACAAUAAUUUUUUUUUAAUUUUUUUUUUAAUUGUGAGUGUGCUGCUCCUGUUCAAAAAGAGUGCAACGCCAGCAGCCAAGUGCAGUGUUAGAAAGUGCGCACGGCCGCUGAAAACAGAGCCAAAGAGAAGUUAAUCUAAAUUAGAGAAAAUCAACAGAAGUAUAUCAAGAACACAGUGCAAACGAAUUGAGACAACAACUGAGAAGUGGCCAAAGACAACGCCAAAAUGAAUCCGACGCCCGUGGGCAUUGGAUUCGGAUGCGGCCGCAAACCUCCCAACAAUGCCAAGAAGCGCUCCCGGUGGCCCCCACCAACACUGCGAGCAGCAACACCCGCCACGGCAACAGCGACAACGAAGGCGACAACAACACCAACACUCAACAGAAAACAACAACACAUACCACAGCUGAGCCCACACAGAGCCAGCUGCAACAGCAGCAGCAGCAUCAGCAGCAGCACCACCAGAAGCAGCAACAGCAGCAGCUGCAUCAGCAGUCGCUGCACCCAAAUGAUCCUGAUCCUAGCACUGGCCAUCGUGGCCCUAAACAACGUGGAUAGCUUCCUUCCAGCACCAGCAGCAGCCUCGCUGCUCGGCGAGUCGCGACUUCGCCAUAAUCCAGGUAAGACUCCCAGCAUAAUCCUCAAUAAUAUAUAA